Messenger RNA from Stegodyphus dumicola, 1473 nucleotides. RefSeq lists its product as uncharacterized. NCBI's taxonomy places the organism in Eukaryota, Metazoa, Arthropoda, Arachnida, Araneae, Eresidae. The record is from RefSeq and is a predicted model, not a curated record.
AAUAAUCUCAGAGAAGAGGAAAUUACGAAGAAUUAUGUUGGAAUUUUUAAAAAGGAUUAUGGCCUUAUAUUUGAAUAUCUGGAAUAUGGUACAAGCCUUCAGCGUUGCUUCGUCCAUAUCUUUUAAAGCUUUAAUUUUGGGUAUUCUAGAUGCUACAAGCUUCGUAAUAUCUUUUUGUACAGUGAUAGCUUUAUUGUAUUCAGAGCUCAUUAAAGAUCUUUUGAAAACUAUGUUAUACGCAGCUAUUACGAUCAGCAACCGAAUCACCUGGACGUUAAAUAUCCUGAGAAUAUCCUGUAAACAAGAGGAAGAGUUUGUUCAGGUAGAGCCGGUUAGUUGUGAAACAUUUAAACAUUUAUAUGAAUCUAAUUGCAGUGCUUCUAACUUACAUGAAGACUGCGAAACCCCACAAAGCCCACCGGCUGUAAUAAAAACAGCUUCAACACUAAAUAUAUCGCAAGAAAUUUGUAAACAAGAGAAAAAAUUUGUUCAGCUGAAGCCAGCCAGUUAUAAAACUUUUAAUGAUGGUUUAUAUGAAUCUAAUUGCAGUGCUACUAGUUUACAUGAAAACUGCAAAAUCCCACAAAGCUCUCCUGCUGUAAUGAAAAUGAUUUCAACUGAAAUAAAUAACAGAAUAUGUCCAUCAUUUUCAGAGACACCACCAAGCCCAUCUUGCGUAGUAGAUAUUAGGCGAAAUGAAGUUUAUUUUAGUACCAGUGGUUCAAACUUGUAUAGCAGUGAUGAAAAUUUGCUAUGUGAGGAAAAGUCUUCUUUCGAUAAAAAAUUGUAUAGUUUAAGAAGAGCUGGAAGCAGCAAAAUUAAAAAAAGUGUUAAAAGACUGAAAGAAAUUAACUCUAGGUUAGAAAAAGUAGAGCAAGAAAGGAAGCAGAUAUUUUCAGAAAACUUGGAUUACUUCAAAAUAUUUACACCUAAAAAUUCAAGCAGUCCAGAGGAGAAAAGUUGCUGCUUUGGUUUUCUUUCCAAAUUAAGGAUCAAGCAGAGAAACCAUACAUUAAGUUCUGAUCUUUAUAAAACCUUUUAAUGAUGCCACGCUUUAUGUUAAUUUCUGCUUAAUGCUUUAUAUUAGAGCUGCAAGAAAGUCAUUUAAUUAGGAUAAGAGAGCAAGAAAGAAUGAAGAUAUUUUCAGAAAACUCUGAUUACUUCGAAAUUAAAGCAGUCCAGAGCAGAAAAUUGGCUGCUUUGGUUUUCAUCCCAAAUUAAGGAUCAAGCAGAGAAACUAUACAUUAAGUUCAGAUCUUUAUAAAAACUUUUCAAAUUAUGUUAUGCUUUAUAUUAGUUUCUGCUUAAUGCUUUAUAUUAGAGCUGCAAGUCAUUUAAUUAGAUUUUUAAUUGUAUUUAUAAUUUUUAAUGUUCCCAAUUUGCGGAAAUACCUUCUAUUAAACUUGGAGUGUUAACUACUCCCAAUAAUUCUGCUUUUAGUAUUCGCUAUUUUAGCAAAACAUCGGCAAGUUU